Molecule: messenger RNA, 423 nt
Organism: Micromonas pusilla CCMP1545
Lineage: Eukaryota; Viridiplantae; Chlorophyta; Mamiellophyceae; Mamiellales; Mamiellaceae
Exons: 1
Coding region: 1-423 (140 amino acids)
Source: RefSeq, a predicted model, not a curated record
AUGCCGCAGCUCGCGCGCGCGAUGCAGGCGAUGCUCGGGCUCGACAACCAAGGCGGGCUGGUCGGAAACGGAAACGGCGAGCGCGGCGCGGCGAGCGGGAUGGCGCGCGCGACGGCGGCGGCGGCGAACGGGAACGGGACGGAGAGCGGCGAUGAGCGUAAUUCUUCGUCGUCUGAUCCGGAUCGUUCGCGGAAUCCGACGUGGACGCCCGCGGAGGAGGCGGACGCGCUCGAGGAGGUGCGCAUGGCGGUCGAGCAGCUCGUGAUUCCGCACCAAGAGCCCGUGGAGCUUCUCCCUCGCGCGGAUCGCGUGCGGCGGAUGCAGGCGGAGGUGAUUCAGGGCGAGUACAGGCUGAAGCACGAGGAGUGCGGCGACGGCGCGGCGGCGAGGAUUAAAAUUCUGCCGUCGUACGUCGACGCGUGA